Messenger RNA from Penicillium olsonii, 1770 nucleotides. Lineage: Eukaryota; Fungi; Ascomycota; Eurotiomycetes; Eurotiales; Aspergillaceae. The record is from the annotation of a GenBank genome assembly.
AUGCUAUUGAAUCUUGGUCUCACAGCGGAUGCCGCAGCUGCCCAUGCACAGGAAACCCCAGAGACACAACCUGCCCCUGCGUGUGCGCCAACUUUCUCAUUGUCCGCACUGCCCCUGUGGAACACCUUUUACCCUCGUCCCAAGACUCCCGAUGGGUUUCCUGCGUGUCCUGGGGUUGUUUCCGCCAUGGAAAUGAGGCCGACUGAUUUCGCGUCGGGGGAGGGGGAGAUGAGACCAGCUUCGGCUGUGGCCAGAUCACAGGCGGUGCGAUCACCCACGGGUCGCAGGUCGCGAUCCAAAACCGCGUAUCAGUUCGCACAUCCGGCGGCCCAUGCUCGGCAUAAGCGGUUGAGAUUUCGCCCCAAGCUUCUAUUACAAUUGCAACAAGUCUCCCAGACUCCUCGACCACUGCCCGUAGUGGAUGUCUUGCCCUCCACCUCCUACCUGCCCCUCCUGGCGCGCAAGUUCCCGGCAAUCUACCGGACGCGGAACGGACUGGGCCCCAACGAUGUCGUCGUGGUGAUAAGUGAGCAGUAUGAGCAGACGGUGGCCAGGAUACCCGAAAAACGAGUCAGCUCGGAGGACGAGGAUGAAGAUCAUCGCGAGGUGGUGGCCACGAUUUGCCAAAAGCUCCAAGAAGACGCGCGAUUGAAAGGAAAGGCGGAGAUAUGUCUCAACUUCGGCCCUGUGUGGGAUGCGACGCCCCUCCCGAGCGGCUCUUACGAAUUCGUUGCCCAGACGGAGAAUGGUGUGCAGGUGGUGCGGUGGGCGCUGCGGAGUGGGAAGAGUCGUCGCAUGACUGCCCCUACGGGAACCCAGCGCGAGGCCGGUAAACGCUUUACCUUCAGUGUCAUUGACCCCAGCACUCGCCGCCACCCGGUCAUCGCAUCUUUGACGAGGAAUCAGCUGGAGGUGCAUGAUGAGUAUAACAUCCCGUCCCGAUCUGGCACCGGUCCUACUACGCCGUCUUCGGGAAUGUCUGUGGCCAGUGACGCCUCUGAUGGCGAGGCCCCACUCAAUUCCAGCUCGGUCACAUUAGACGAUGGGCUGCGGACUCUGAUCAUCAUCACUGGCAUAUGGGUCGCUUUCCGAGAAGGUUGGUCCGACAAUCUCCGUUACGGCGACCCGGUGUCGGCUACGGGUGCAAGGUCACUCAUGUCUCCCAAUGCCUCCCGACAUGCCUCCCCAACGACUGCCAAGAUGGAGGACGAUGUUUUCCCCGAGAACAAGCCGAUAAGUCCUGUCAAAGAGGUCACCAAUGGAGCCAAACGGUGCAUGUCGAUGUCCAAGAUUCGCCGUUCCACGACCCCUACACCGACACCGACAGAAGGGGAUACAUUCGGUAGCUUGUCCAAGCGCUCUAACUCCACCGGCGCCGCUUUCAUGGAUCGGGCCAAACGACGAUCCGCCUCGGGGCUUAGCACCCGAGUGAACAGACACAGCAUGUUCACAAGCUCUGGCGAAAUCGGCCGUGAGAUUGUUGUCUCGCGCCCUCCAUCUAUACGCCAAAGCUCCACCGAAUCAAGCGAGAUACGACAAACUGUUCCCAAGGAAAAGCCCACCAAAACAAAACCACAUCCAGAUAUUCUCAAACCCACACCCGGUCCAGACAAAGACCUUCCUCCCCCCCGCAACGCACCGCCCAAAAGUUUACCCAAAGAAAAGGCAGCUCCACACCCCGAGGGCACAGACGCAGCCCCAAAGACCAAACGUCGAAACCGGCUGAGUUCCUUCUUUGGGAUUUUUCAUCGAAAACACGAUACCCACUGA